Filobasidium floriforme is the source of this 1568-nucleotide messenger RNA. RefSeq lists its product as uncharacterized. Lineage: Eukaryota; Fungi; Basidiomycota; Tremellomycetes; Filobasidiales; Filobasidiaceae. The record is from RefSeq and is a predicted model, not a curated record. Bases 97 to 1242 code for a protein of 381 amino acids. The transcript has 3 exons.
CAAGUUCGCCACACCAUCCGGUCGAAAGCCAACAAUAACUCGAACCGUCGCCAGCCUGACGGAAACAUCACAGGAGCAGUUCUUAGAUCCCUCAAGAUGUCCGUCAAAAGAAGAACGCCGGUACCCCUCUGCCUAUCCUGCUCGUCGACCCUCUUGCCUCGCUCGAAAUCCGGCAUCGACAUCAAAGACUCGACCUAUACCACGCCGUGUUGCUCUUCACCCAUCUGCGUGCGAUGCAUCGAUAACAAUCCCAGGUUGAAAGACUAUAAUCCGUGCCUAUGGUGUGCGAGCGGAGUCGGCGCAAUGGCUUCCGGAUCCAAGAUGAUCUCGCCAAAGUCUAGCAAGCAGGUCGAGGCGGAGCAGGAGGUCGCCGAUGGUCGGUUCGAGAUCGGAGACGAUUCCGACCUCGAAGACGAUGAGGAGCUGUCUCCGGAUAGUCUGAGGGAGCCACCUCCACCUUACGAAAUCAGCGGGGACGACUCGAACUCUCAUGGUCCACCAGCUCAAGAACCUCGUCAUGGCGAAAGUGGUGUUCUCAGGGAGGAGAUAUCGUUCCCCGAAGAGCCGCAGGCUGAAGAAUCUAGAACGGCCAGGGAGCAUGUUGUACGCAAGGGAGAUACCGUCCGCUCUCUCGCUCUCAAAUAUAACCUGGAUCCAUACGACCUCAUCACCCUGAACAAGCUUCCCCACUCGGCCAUGCAUAUAUCUCCCAACUUGUUACAGACGAGGAAGAGUGUGCUACUGUCCCAGCCGAGAGCCGAUCGUAGUCAGCAGUGCGGGAAUGAGCAGGACGAUGAACAAAGGACAAGGGAGAGGCAGGUCAAGAGAUUCCAGAUCUUGACCAAGACUCCUGAUCCGGGCAUUGCCAAGGCCUAUCUAGCCGUACAAAACCUGGACGAUAGCAUCUCCCUCUCCGAGCCCAGCUCUGUCCUCUUUGAAGCCUUCGACGGCGACUACGAGAACUAUGUACAGGCGGAUGAUAAGCCUGCAGAUACUCAAGAGAAAUUGAAGCAGAAGGGCAAGGUGACGAUCGAAGGGAGGGCGGUUGACCGGUAUUACUCUGACGAGGAGUGGGUUGCGAGGGUCGCCCAAGAGGACCGAGAUGAGGCGGAGAGGAAGAAACGAGGAGGAGCGCUUAGUGGUUUGAAAGGGAUCUUGGGGGGAAAGGCGGACAAGGGGAAAGCCUCGGUCGUGAGGAAGGGCAAUUACAUACAGGGUGCUCCUUGGAUCGAAAGCCGAUAAAUUUUCGUGUCGAGUAUGUAAAAGUUGCGACGUGUAGCCGAACCGGGUCUUAUUUUCACUUUGUCUCAACUACUUUACGAUUUGUAUCUUUUGGGCAUGCCCGUCUGCUGUAUCUAUACAUCAUCGAUACCUUGAGUGCCAAGAUAAAAACAGUUACAAGACCAUCCUGGUGAGCUGAGCGUUAUGUACAGUUCGAAUUUUGCCUCAAUUUCGCGAGUUCAAGAAGGCGUCCAGUUCUGCAAGGACGAUCAAAGUAGACCGUUACUCCAACCGUCCACACAUCUGGAAAGAAGGUCAACUCACCGGCAUCCAGAUCCUCCUGCCUC